GUGAAUGCCAUCUGUGAUGAACUCUAAUGAAGCCGCACACGGGAGCUGACAUCCACAGUCAGCAGGAGACACCACGGCAAACCCAGGACAGUAGAGGAGCAGGGUCUUCCUCAAACACUGGAGACUUACCCUCCCCUUGACCCAAAUAACAUCCCACAUCAGUCACCAGCAAUGUCCAGACGCAGGAAGUCCUCCACCCCCUGCAUGAUCCGGGUAAGUGAGAUGAUGGAGCAGGAUGACUCGGAAGAAAUGGAAGUGUCCACUGACAAUGUGACCAAAAAUGGGUCUUCAGAGUCUGUUGAAAAUCAAGACCAGACAUUACAAGACACUAUAGAAGAUCUAGGAAGUGCUAUUGAAGCAAAAGUUGUGGCAGAAGCUGAUCCUGUGCCCCGGCAGAGGCAGCAUAGAGGUUAUGAGUGCAAAUACUGUACCUUCUCCACCCAAAACCUGAAUGGCUUUAAAGAGCAUGUAGACUCUAGUCACCCCAAUGUCAUACUCAACCCCCUCUACCUGUGUGCCGUGUGCAACUUCAGCACCAACAAGUUUGACUCUCUUACAGACCACAAUGAGACCCAACACCCUGGAGAGACCAACUUCAAGUUCAAGAGGGUAAAAGUAAAUAACCAGACUAUCUUGGAGCAGACAAUCGAAGCCAAGACCAAUUCAUUUGUCUGCGAUACUGCAGACGGACAAGGUAGUAACAGCUUUGUCACCUUUCCACCGAGCAAACAAACUACGGUGAAGAUUGGAAUGCCAAAAAUGGACAACAUACAGUCCCUCUACCAAGGGAAUUAUUUGGAGAACCAGUUGGAAAACCUUAUCCCAAAAGAUCAAAUCACAGCUGUGAACAUAAACGGCACAAUGAUCAUCCCUGAACCAACAAUCAUUCAAGGGCUCUCAUAUGUAAUGCCAUUGCUCCAACGACCACCCAACAUCAGUUCUGUACUAACAAUUGCUGUUCCUCUGAACUCCACCAAAUAUAAUCCUUCACUGGACAAUAACACAACCCUAAUGACAUCUUUUAAUAAAUUCCCUUACCCAACCCAUGCUGAGCUGUCCUGGCUCACUGCUGCUUCCAAGCACCCAGAAGAGCAAAUAAAGGUGUGGUUCACUACCCAACGGCUAAAGCAAGGCAUCACCUGGUCACCAGAGGAAGUUGAGGAAGCCAGGAAGAAAAUGUUCAAUGGCUCCAUCCCACCCAUGCAUCAGACCUUCACCGUUCUGCCUACUCCAAUCUCUCAGCCUGCCAAAGCCACCCAGCCACUCAUUCAGACUAGCUUUGGGCAGUCUAAUCUAGUACUGACAAGUAUUUCUAACGGAUCAACCUGUGCUCCUACAGUGACUGUAGCCAGUUAUGUGCAUCCUCUCAAGCGACCCCUGACAACUCCUUCAUUCUCCCCAGAAUUAAAGCGCCCCACAGCAGCCCCUGCAGAAGACCCAAAAGAGAAGAUACUAAUGGCCCCUCCUCCAGUUCCCCGAAAAGAGAAACUUCCCAUGGCCCCACCCCCAGUUCCCCCUGAACUGAAGAGAUCUGUAGCACUUCCUAUUAUCGCCUCCGAGAUGAAGAGGUCCUCGGCAGCACCUCUCAUGGCAUCUAAAAGAAAACUGCCCAUGGCAACUCCACAAGUGAACCCCAAAAACAAGCUGCCAAUGGCACCUUCUCCAGUCUUCCCCGAGUUGAAGAGAUCUAUUGUGUCCCCUAUUGUCGCCCCUCAAUUCAAGAGUUACAUGCUGCCUCCUCCUUCAUUAGUCUCCAAAGACAAGCUUCCAAUCACCCACUCUCUAUUGGCUUUAGACUUAAAGUUACCAUUCUCACCCCCUCUCAUUGCCCCUCAAGUGAGGAGGCCAACAAUAAUCCAGUCAGCGCGGACUUCCCUCAAGGGCCCGUUCCAGCUCCCUAGCUUUUCCCCAGAUGGCAAGAAAACAAAAGCGCAAAUAACAGAGCUGAAGGCCGGAUAUAUCAGAGGACGUCUUUCAGAGGACAAAGUGCUCACCCCUCUUGGGGAAGCCAAUGGUGUCUCUCGUGGAGAUGAAAAGUGGGUUCAUGACCAAGGGCCUCAUGCACACAACGGCAUUCUACAGUUGGACAAUGAGCUAGCAUCGAUACCAGAGCAGCAAAAAUCAGUCCCCACUCAAUUUCCACUCUUGGAGAGAAUGAAAGGGAAGACCUCUGAGCAGCUGAAGAUUUUAGAAGAGAACUUCCAGAGAAACAGCUUUCCAACAUACAAUGAUGUUGAUAAUCUAGUGACUGCAACCCUACUGUCACGGGAGGAAAUUGACAGCUGGUUUUUAGAGCGCCGGGCGCUGCGUGACAACCUUGAACAAGCCCUUCUAAACUCCAUGGGCUCAAAGAGACUGUACAUUGAUAAGCGGCAGCAACAACACGGACCGCUGAAUGGUGUGUGCAAACAAGGUGACCAUCCAAGAAGCUCUCCCCUUGCCGUCAUUGCCCCAACCACCACUUGCUCAGUGCCUCUAGACAGCAAAUCCUUGGGGCUUCUCAAGGAUGUUUUUGCACAAACUCGGUGGCCUUCACCUGAAGAAUACAAUCAACUUGAGGACCAGACAGGCCUGGCUCGCACAGAAAUCGUCCGCUGGUUCAAGGACAGCAGGUCAGCCCUGAAGAGUGGGACCUUGGAGUGGAUGGAGCUUUUCCAUAAAUUGAACAGCAGUGGGCAAAAUGGCAAGGGGGCGCUACUGAGCACAGAGAAUGCUUUCAGCAUAAUCCAGCGCUACCAGGAAAUAAAGGCACCCAAGGUGGAGGAUAUUGGGAGGCUAACAGAGCAUGCCAGUCUUAGCAGCCAUGAGAUCAAGGAAUGGUUUGCCAGCAAAUUGAGACAAAACACAUCUGAUACCAGCUGGAAUUGUGGCCAAAAUGGAGGCUUUCGAGAGGGGUUUGGGAGCUGGAUGGAGGAAACCAAGGGGAUGGAUGCACUCAUGGGUGCUAAGGAUCUGGUCUUGGACAAAGACCGGGUGAUGGAGGAUGCUUCUGGAAGGGUGACUGGAUAAAGGGUAAGAAAGUGUAUCAAACUUGAUUCAAUAACAUUCCCAAAAUAUAGAAAUUAGUCUCUUACUUCUAGAUGUCUGGAAGUAGUCACAGGUUUGAUAGAAUAGGGCAUGUUUUUUACCAUAGUAGCUACAUUUCACAACGUGUCCUAGUUACCAAUGGGUCUAAGGCGUUGAGAGCCCUGACUGUUGGCAGUAGAAUAGCUUUUUAAUCCCUUUUGGGAAUUAUCAGGGCUCUUGUGAAAGUGUUAUUCCAACUGUUUUAAAAUGUGAUGACUGGACCAUUUUUCUUCCUUACAGGUGAGAAAAGUUGGCACUGUCAGUUGCACACACGGGCUGAGAAGAAAAGGAAAGAGUUUAAUUAUUGAAUAUUGUAUUUUAUGAACAAAUAAUUUCUUGCUUGUUCCAUCCCAAUUUGUGCCCAACAUUUCCUUAAGGUUGAGCUAACUUCGUAGAACGUUUUUAAAAACGUGGUAAUGUUGUGUGUGACUUAGGAUGAAGUAGAAGGCACAGUGAACUGAAUGUGUGCCUGAAGCACUGACCAGGUGGUGAUCGUAGUGUGCCAAAGCUGGAUUUGCUGCAUUAUUACACCUUUAAAAAAAGGGUUCUUGUAAAUAUAUUUUUUCUGUAUUGCUACAGAUUUGUAACAUUUUGGGGGAAUUUUGUUACAUUUUAUAAUGGGAGCAACUCGCCCCUUUUUUUUUCGCUCCAGCUGGUCUUAGUGGUCUGUCCUACAUUUUGUAAUGAAACACAAUGAACCACUACAACCGUUGGCAAUACUUCAGUCAGUUUUCUAAUGCUGAACUUCUGUUGUAGUUCCCUCCUGUCAGGUGGACUUACUUCACAUCAAAUCAAACAAUUUACUGUUUUGAAGUGCUUUUGUACUCCCUGGUCUCAAAGCCAACCUGCACUCUCGUAAGGAACAUGCUUGUUUGACCAAGUGAUGUUGUGUACCUAUGUUAGAGAAAAAUAACUGUCUGUGGAAAAACCAGAAGGAAAUAAUCACAUUGAAACAAAUCCAGAAUCAUGCUGCCUGCAUCAUAUUCUAAUCUCUUUCUCUAUUUGAUUUAUUUGUUGUCCUGCAAAUGAACAUACACAUCUGUAUUAGCGUUUAUACAUACAUGUUGGCUUAAUUGAAGUAGUACUAGUUCCAUUCCAACAGUAGAAACAAACCAAUACAAGCUCUUUAUGUACUGCUUCCGCCGUAGUGUCAUGGUCAAGACAUAUACUGUAUCAAGAAAUACUGUACUUAUGCCAAGGUCCUGCUUACUCUUUUCAAAAACCAGUUGAUGUCUGCUGUAAUCUAAUAAAACAGAGCCUUUUUAAAGGUAGC
This is a messenger RNA of Coregonus sp. 'balchen', 4339 nucleotides long. The record is from the annotation of a GenBank genome assembly. Lineage: Eukaryota; Metazoa; Chordata; Actinopteri; Salmoniformes; Salmonidae.